AUGGCACACCAAGCACACUCCUACCACAUAGUUGACCCAAGCCCAUGACCCAUCUUCGGCGCAGCCGCAGCACUAUUAACCACAUCAGGCCUAAUUAUAUGAUUCCACUAUAACACCUCCACUUUACUUAUAGCAGGCCUUCUCUCCAUACUCCUAGUUAUAUUACAAUGGUGACGAGAUGUAAUCCGAGAAAGUACCUUCCAAGGCCACCACACUCCAACUGUCCAAAAAGGCCUGCGAUAUGGUAUAAUCCUAUUCAUUACAUCAGAAGUAUUCUUUUUCUUAGGGUUCUUCUGAGCUUUUUUCCACUCAAGCCUAGCCCCAACACCAGAACUGGGAGGACAAUGACCUCCAACAGGGAUUAAUCCCCUAAACCCCCUUGAUGUCCCCCUUCUAAACACAGCAAUCCUUCUAGCUUCCGGCGUCACUGUAACAUGGGCCCACCAUAGCAUUACAGAAGGAAACCGAAAGCAGGCUAUUCACGCUCUAACCCUCACCAUUGCCCUAGGACUCUACUUUACUGCCCUCCAAGCAAUAGAAUACCAUGAAACCUCAUUUUCAAUCGCCGACAGCAUUUAUGGUUCCACCUUUUUCGUUGCCACAGGAUUCCACGGAUUACACGUAAUUAUCGGAUCAUCUUUCCUAACAGUCUGCCUCUUACGACUAAUUAAAUUCCACUUUACAUCUAAUCACCACUUCGGGUUCGAAGCAGCAGCCUGAUACUGACACUUUGUAGACAUCGUCUGACUUUUCCUAUACAUAUCUAUAUACUGAUGAGGAUCCU
Meleagris gallopavo (turkey) is the source of this 784-nucleotide messenger RNA. Lineage: Eukaryota; Metazoa; Chordata; Aves; Galliformes; Phasianidae. The record is from the annotation of a RefSeq genome assembly.